AUGUUUCCUCCGUCCAUCUCCAUCAGUGAGACUUCUCUGUCGUCCUGUGCUCUGACGGGGUCUGCCAGUGCUCCCUCCACCCCCAUGUGCACGGACGCCCCCGAGUCUCUUUCUCUGCCCAAGGACCGACCACGCAAGAAGUCUGCCCCAGAAACACUGACCCUGCCUGACCCUGUCCCCUCUGGUGGCCCUCAAUCCUCCACCCUGGCUCCCAACUCUCUCUCCAACCACGUCCAGUCCUCCGUCAGUGAGCUGGCUGAACUGGCCGAGUAA
Messenger RNA from Knipowitschia caucasica, 273 nucleotides. NCBI's taxonomy places the organism in Eukaryota, Metazoa, Chordata, Actinopteri, Gobiiformes, Gobiidae. The record is from the annotation of a GenBank genome assembly.